AUGGUUCUUCAACGGUGUCUUGCUUGUAAUUUAUUGGUAAGUGACGAGAUUAGUAGUGAAUGAUCGAUGUUUUUCAUCACUAUGCUAAAUAUAGCUAUAUAGUGUGAAACCUCUUUCUCUCUAUUUCUCGAUCUUGAACAUUUUAACUGGGUAAACCGAUUCCAGAAUCAUUGAAAACAAGCGCGAAAUGAUGACGUUUACUUUUUGUCUCGGAGUUAGCCAACAAGAAAAAAAAAAAUUCUGCUUUAGUUUUCUACAGAACAGUUUCGUUGCUUCGUUGAAAAUAAUUUCUUGAAGGAAUUGCUUGCCACAGCUAGCUUCAAGUGAGUCCAAUGUCAGACAUCAUUAAGAUGAGUGUGUUUUUGAAUAUUUUUUUUAUGAAAUGUUCUUAACAGCUGUUUACUAGAGAAAUACUUUGAACCUUCCCAGACUGCGAUCAAAAUCUAUUCGCCAAGAAAACGUCAUAUUUGAAAAACAAAAGUACAAAAAUUAAUGAAAUAAAAAAAGGAGCUCGAGUGAGGUUGUUAUGAUGAAUUGACUCUGAAGAAGACAUGUCACGGGGUAAAAUAGAUAGGAGCAGUAAAUUUUUACUGAUAGGUGUCAAUAUCGAGGAUCCACGUAAUGUCUUAAACAAUAAUGCAUCAUAUACUCUGCUUCUUAGGAGUCACAAUUAUCUUCGUACAGUUAUCUCUAGUUCCCCUUAAAUCAGUGCUGUCUUUGUUAUGUCUUACCAAUGAAACUAACUUAUUUAGGUGUAUUUAGCAUUCUUUUAGAUCUCUCAAGGAUAGUUAUAUAUACAUCAGUAAAAUAACGUAACACAAGAGAUUAUAAUAUUACGAUCCCUUGGGUAUUUUGAUGGGAAAUCUUCUGAUCGUGACUUCCCCCAUGUCUCCAUGUAGCUAUUGCGAAAGAAAACGUUUUAUGAUCCUUCCUUAUUGAGGAUUAGUUUCAGAGGUCUUUCCAUCUCUCAAAUUGAAGAAAUAUCAAACACCGUGUUUUAAAUAAUCAUUUUUUGCCGUAAAAUAUCAAUGUGCCUUGAUUCUGAUUUUCUUGGGUACUAAUCUUUUCUACUCUACAGAGCUAGACAAUUUAAAAAAUGAAGUUAGAAUCUUAAGGGCCGACUAACCCCUUAGGGUUACAGCAAUUUACAUAUUUAAAGUGGCUCCAAUUUACGUUUUACGUUGAUGCUUUUCACCAAUUUUCAUUACUUAUAAAAUAUAUCGCACUUUUAAUUUUUGGUCUGCAAAGGGCCGCAAUUCUUUGAAGGCCUGUAUUCAGUUGAAGCGUGUGAUCGGAGUCUUACGUGUAUUGAGUUUGAGCUUGAAAAGAUCGCAUUAAGCGAUUUUAAAAAGUGAUAUAAUAUAUACACAACUUAUUAAUUAGAACUUACUUGAGCUACAACUGACUUGAUCGGUAGAUAACUGGAUCAUCAAAAUCAUGCGUGUGUGGUCACGUCUUUGAGGACACGUCUCGUCACAUUGGAGGAAAACGAUAUUCAGGUAUUAAAACAAUGUAUUCCCUAUUCCAGAUUUUUCUUUUCCAAAAUGACUUGUAUGUGUGGUUAAGCCUGCGAAAAAAUUUAACUUGUUCCAGGUCUUCAGUUGGUAAUCAAAAUCUUGACUAUCUUGUGUUCAAAAAGAUUCUAAAAUUUCUCUGACAGUGAUUGCGAAUCAUUUAUGAAAAAAUAUCCCGUGUUUGUGACACCGCCAUAAGGCAGUUUAUUUAAAAUGUCUUGGAUGCCCUUAGGUCGUCUCUUUUAAUAAUAAUUCGAUUUCUCUGGUUUUCUUUCUCAUAUUUUGGUUUUACUAGAAUAUCGAGCCAUGUUGUAUUCUCGACUGGAAUUUAAGAGACAGAAAAGAGAAGCCAGGGAAAGCAAAAAGGCGAAGGCAUAUCAACAGGAACCAUCAAUGAAACACAAGGUAACUGAUUGACAAAAAUUCUGAUUGGCUUUUAUAAAAAAAAUAUUUUUUUCGAGACUGAGAAGUCACCAGCGUAAACGUAAAUGAAAAUCCCCGAUGAUAGGUUGCAGCAAAAUGACUCUGAGGCGAUAUAUCAAAACGAUGGGCUCUCGGUGAGCUACAGUCACUCGUGAAUUUUGAACGACGGGAACUAAUAACGGAAGUGAAUUAGCAAGUCAGUCCUAUUUCCAAGACAUAGUUUGAAAUUCUCCUCUCUAGUUGCUGUACAUAUCGCUUGUUUUGAAUUAGUUUAAGGAGUUUAAAAUAAUAAUGAAAAGGUUAAACUUUCUGACUGACAAGUUUGGCUGCUGUCAUCACCUGUUUUCUGGGUAAUUUAUUGACGUUGUGAAGGAGUAUAUUGCGUUUAAUUAAUGAUUCGUCAAUUUUAAAGGAUAAAGAAAUUCCCGGUUUUAGUUGCAAGGCCGCUUUCUGAAAUUUCUUUCUACAGGAACAAAAGGCUGUAACAACGAAAAAAUCCCACUUUAAACCUGCAAGGCGACGAACAAUAAGAAAAAGAAAUUCAACGAAAGGGAAAAUUGGAAGGACAUCAUCAUCGAUAGUGAAACAACAUCCGGUCAAGAGCACGGAAGUUCCAAAAGAACUGUUGUCAAGAUUUCCUGUUGCUCUCAAAGAAAUAAACCGAAGACUUCUGGGACAAAACAUGGUAUGGAUAGCAUUGUGCAGUUGAAGAGUCCAAACUGUUUGAGGCACUGGCACGAAAGCGAACUAAAAUUCACGCCAAGGAAAACAGUCUUCAGUGAUGCAAGAAGACCUCCCGAAACCUGCCGUUUGGAACGCGUGGCAAGGAUAUGAAAAUAAAAGCGCUUUGAAAACAGGAAGUCCAAAACUGUAUGACACGAUUCACGUUAUUGGGCAAAGUUAUUAACAGGAAAGGGAACAUCAGAAAUUCCUCUCUGUAACAAAACGUGAAGCUAUUUUGGUUAAAGACUUCUCUUAUCUUUUCAGGGCUAUUUUAGAAUUUGUAAAUUUCCAUUUUUAUAAUAUUGUAUUUCAUCCAAAAAUGGCUUCAUAUAGGUGAAUACCUAAAACCAAUAUGUGCCCAGCAACUCAAGGAUUUCUUUAAAGGUAUAUCACUUCCAGAGACUCUCUGGAAGUGAUAUGCCUUCAUCACAUUUUCGGAAAAAGUGAUAAAGUAAUCAAAUAGAAUUUUGAAGUGUUUUAUCAGUAAAACUAAUAUCAUUCAACAGAGGCCC
This is a messenger RNA of Pocillopora meandrina, 3172 nucleotides long. The record is from the annotation of a GenBank genome assembly. Lineage: Eukaryota; Metazoa; Cnidaria; Anthozoa; Scleractinia; Pocilloporidae.